CUCACGAUGGCGAUAUUGUUAUUUCACCAAUCUUGGGUAUACUUCUCGGAGCUACUUUAACAGUAAUAAUAGUGAUCAUUCUGGUGAUUGUAAGGAUCAAAAGAACCCAGGGUUGCCCAGGGGUAGGAACACUAGAACACAAGAGCUCUGUUGGACCGACUAAUCACAACACAAUUUCUUCUACAAAACCUUUGUUAAGGAGCACCUCACCAAGAGAUAUAGAUGAAAGAGAUCCGGAUGUUAUUCCUGCAAAAUUUGGCUCCCCCGAAGGCGACAGUGACAGACACGUCGGGACAUUAAACGGUCCCCAAGCUGUGCCGGCCAGGAAUCUCUCGCCAUCCGCAAUCUCUUCGCCCCCCAACUACGCUCAGAAAGUGGUCAUCCCGGCUGCCCAAUGGGUUAGCCCAGUAAGUGCAGCUUCAGCGACGGAUCAGUAUCACCAAUAUAACAACCCAGUAGCCAUGGUCGGAGGAACAUUUCCAAGAGAAUCAAGGCCAAAAGAUCUCCGCCUGGGAAACGGCAGUUCCACCCUCCAGAGAGUCACCGAUUUGGAACUCAACGGCAUCGCCAUCAAGGAAAGACUAAUGGCAAAUCGGCUUCCGGAAAGUUGUGUUUAAGAAGAUGCUUAGAGUAGUAUGUUGUGUUGGUUGGUUUGCCGUCCCGAUGAAUAAUGUGAAGUGGUGGAAUUUUCUUUCGUUUCUAACAGUAUUUACUGUAUCAAAGAUGUCAACUGAGUUAUUUAUCGAGCAAUUCAGAAUAUUCCCUAAAUAACAUCAAUCUUAUAAUAGAACUUUCAGGUUAUCCAAUUUCGAGGAUCGGCAGUUUUUCGAUCAAAUCAGAUAAUAGUUGAGGAUUGUUCAAAUAUCGUUGAUUGUUCAUACUCAUCACCGUCAUAACAAAUUUUAUACAGAAUUUGAAAAGUCAACAAUUGAAUAUGGUUUGUCACUUCAAACAGUUGGAUUUUUUCUGGCUAUCUUGAUCAAGUUAUUUUCAAUAACACCUGGUCGUUCAAAACGUU
This is a messenger RNA of Leptinotarsa decemlineata (Colorado potato beetle), 1018 nucleotides long. It is a transcript of the gene side-II, whose product is annotated as sidestep II transmembrane protein. Lineage: Eukaryota; Metazoa; Arthropoda; Insecta; Coleoptera; Chrysomelidae. Gene Ontology annotation, molecular function: protein binding. The record is from RefSeq and is a predicted model, not a curated record.